Sorghum bicolor (sorghum) is the source of this 2806-nucleotide messenger RNA. RefSeq names its product wall-associated receptor kinase 5. Bases 142 to 2613 code for a protein of 823 amino acids. NCBI's taxonomy places the organism in Eukaryota, Viridiplantae, Streptophyta, Magnoliopsida, Poales, Poaceae. The record is from RefSeq and is a predicted model, not a curated record. The transcript is spliced from 5 exons. Gene Ontology annotation, cellular component: plasma membrane. Gene Ontology annotation, biological process: protein phosphorylation; cell surface receptor signaling pathway. Gene Ontology annotation, molecular function: polysaccharide binding; protein serine/threonine kinase activity; ATP binding.
UAGGGGCCUAAGCUAUCGCAUAAGAAAUCAUAACUCGACGCCAACGCGGAGGGGGUUUGCCUCGCCGGCGCCAUCGUUCCCGUACUUUCUGUGCUUCGCUCACGUCGUCGGCGUUCGCCGCGGCCAGGGGUGUAACACCGCAUGGCGGCCGCCAGGCCGGUAUCCAUCGGGCGGCGGGCGGCGGGCGGCGAUGGUCCCGAAACCCCGAUUCCCAACGGCGAGCGCAACUCGACCACGGGAACGGCCGCAGGGGACGUGCUGCCGAAGACCCGCGAGGGCCAGCUGCUCGACUUGCAAUGCCCAUGCCCGUGCGCCGCGCGUCAGCGCGUGGACGCGAAGUCGGAGUCCGGAGGAAUGGAGGAUAUGACAUCGCGUGAAGGGCGGGCUCGGGAUCCGGAGCUGAUGACUGACCGGACGCGGGGUGAGAACCGCGGUGGCGACGACAGGAGGCGGCGACUGAGCCUUACAGUCACGCUGCAAUUCCAAGCCAAAACGCUGGCUUUGCCAGGACCCAGCUGCCUGAAGCAUUGCGGCGAUGUUGAGAUUCAAUACCCAUUUGGGGUUGGUGAUGGCUGUGCAAUGAAAGGAUUUGAGCUCAGCUGCAACAAUAAGGAUGGUCGCAGCAUCUUAACGGUCUUCGGCGUAAUUCCGGUGCGGAAAAUAUUGCUGCUCGAUGGCCAGGUUCGGAUCAUGAAACACAUCUCAUCCAUGUUCUAUAAUCGCUCGACCAAGGAGCUCGAGUACAGUAUGUGGGGCAAGGAUCUCUCCGGCACGCCAUAUACAUAUUCAAGGAAGUCUAACAUGUUUACGGUUAUCGGUGUCAACACUUUCGCAACCAUGACGGAUAAUGUUAAUGUGAUUUUUGGGUGUGUAUCGAACAGCUCAGCCUACAGCAACCUCGAGGCACAAGAUGGGAAGUGUGUCGGUGCCGGCUGCUGCCAGGUUGCACUCACCAGGGACAUGUACAAUGACGGUGUGGAUUUCAGUCCACUUUACAACACGACGAGUUACUACACCAACAGAAGCGCCACAGACAGGGCAGAAUACCAGGCAUAUGCUGUGAUAACAGAGACUGAUGCGUUCCAGUUCAAAACAACAUAUCUCAACACAACAGCCUUUUUGGAUGAGCAUGAUGACGGCCGUGUCCCAGCCAUCUUGAACUGGGAAGUGGGCAACGAGACUUGCGAUGUCGCGACGAAGAAAAACAAUUCAUAUGCUUGCCUCAGCACUAACAGCAUGUGCGUUAAUUCCAGCAGUGGAGGCUACCUCUGCAACUGCACCAAAGGAUACGAGGGCAAUCCUUACCUUCCUGAUGGAUGCAAAGAUAUUGAUGAGUGUGCUGCCAAACCACCUCCAUGCGCUGGCUGCAAGAACACACCUGGAGAUUACUCUUGUCCAGGCCCGAGAUCCUUGAACAUUGUGGCACUAGCUGUAGGUUCAAGCAUCGGGGUUGCAAUUGUGGUCAUAGCCAUCACCUGCACUUACUUGAUCCAUGAAAGGAAAAAAUUGGACAAAAUCAAGCGGAGGUAUUUCCAACAGCAUGGCGGGAUGCUUCUAUUACAGGAGAUAAGCUUAAAGCAAGGAACUGCUUUCACCAUCUUCACAGAAGCAGAGCUCAUUGAUGCAACAGACAAAUUUGAUGACAGGAACAUCCUUGGCCGUGGUGGCCAUGGCACUGUCUACAAGGGGAAGCUCAAGGAAGGCAGUCUGGUCGCAGUCAAACGCUGUGUUUCAAUGACCAGUGAGCAGCAAAAGAAGGAGUUCGGCAAAGAGAUGUUAAUCCUUUCCCAGAUCAACCACAAGAACAUCGUUAAGCUACUGGGCUGCUGCCUCGAGGUAGAGGUUCCAAUGCUGGUUUAUGAGUUCAUCCCCAACGGCACACUAUUCCAGUUCAUCCAUGGUAGCAAUGGCUGCCACAACAUCCCCUUCUCGACUCGCUUACACAUUGCCGUCGAGUCUGCUGCAGCCUUAGCUUACCUACAUUCAUGGGCUUCGCCUCCAAUCCUUCAUGGUGAUGUCAAAUCAUCCAAUAUACUCCUUGACGAGAACUAUGCAGCUAAGAUAUCAGACUUUGGGGCCUCGAUACUGGCACCGACUGAUGAGUCUCAGUUUGUCACACUUGUGCAAGGGACUUGCGGUUACUUAGACCCUGAGUAUAUGCAGACGUGCCAGCUGACGGAUAAGAGUGAUGUCUACAGUUUCGGGGUCGUUCUCCUGGAGCUUCUCACUGGCAAGAAGGCAUUCAACCUUAAUGGGCCUGAAAACGAGAGGAGCCUUUCACUACGCUUCUUAUGUGCUAUGAAGGAAGGCAGACUCAUGGACAUCAUUGACGACCGCAUCAAGAAUGAGGACGACAUGGGGUUGCUCGAGGAGGUCGCGGAGCUUGCGAGUCAGUGCCUAGAGAUGGUUGGCGAGAGUCGACCGGCAAUGAGAGAUGUGGCCGAGAAGCUGGACAGACUCAGCAAGGUCAUGCAGCACCCUUGGGUGCCUGCGCAACAUCAUCCUGAAGAGAUGGAGAGCCUGCUCGAGGAGUCGUCGAUGGUCAGUUUGGAGAUGACAGGCACAGGAAAUUUCAGCAUGGAGAAGAGGAUUGUGCUUCCAUCUGGGCGUUAGAGUUGUCAGCACAAUACCACAUAUUCAUAGUGAUGGUCUUGCGUGUGUGUGUACAUACUUCUGUUCGUUUCAGGGUAAUACAUACUCCAUAAUUACAUUUCGUUCUUUGGGAGAACUUAGUUAUCUGAUUUACUUGAGUGGCACUAAUGGAAACGUUAUUUACGUUUGCGGUGAAAGUUUUGUUGUGACUGGG